Didymodactylos carnosus is the source of this 3591-nucleotide messenger RNA. The record is from the annotation of a GenBank genome assembly. Lineage: Eukaryota; Metazoa; Rotifera; Eurotatoria; Philodinida; Philodinidae.
AUGGCGACUGGUGCUUUGGAUCAUAAACAUACAACCAGUAUCAGUCAGUUAAAUCGUACUCUUAUUCGAACAUUUGAUGAAGCUCAAAGUACUGGUGAAUUAAAUUUAAAUGGACGAAAAUUAAGAGAAUUUCCACGUAUUGGCGAUAAGUGGGAUUUAGGCGAUAUUGUUACUGCCGAUCUAUCAAAGAAUCGUUUUCCCGAAUUUCCACGUGACUUAUGCACAUUUUUUUCACUUGAAAGACUUACAUUAUAUAACAAUGUAAUUAAAUCUAUACCCGAACAAGUUGUGAAAAUAUGUGUUUUAAAAACUCUUGAUCUUAGUCGAAAUCAGUUAUCUUAUUUGCCUCCUCCACUAUGCAAAUUGCUCAAUCUUGAAGUUCUUAUUGUUAAUAACAAUAAAUUAGUAUCAUUGCCAGAAGAAAUAGGGCAGCUUGAACGAUUAAUAGAAUUGGAUGUAAGUUGCAACGAUAUCACUCAUUUACCAUUUCAAAUUGGUUUAUUACCAUGUUUGAGAACAUUAAACAUCAGAAAGAAUAUGAUUGUCGAAUUACCAUCAGACCUAUGUUCUCUAAAAUUGAUCCAGUUCGAUUGUGCUUACAAUCGUAUUGUUCGUCUACCCCUAGAAUUAAGGGAAAUGGUAACGUUAAUUGAAUUAAAUGUCGAACAUAAUCCAUUGGAAGUUCCACCAGCUGUGGUUUGUACAAAUGGUUUACUCCAUAUAAUGAGGUAUUUAGUGUUUGAAUCAGUAAAAGAAGAAAAACGUCGUGGUUUAUUAACAGAAUAUGAAAUAAAUGCUAAGUAUAGAAAUUCAUUUUCUUACCAAGGCUCAAGAUAUUUGCAAUGUGGAAAGCGUUGGAGAAAAACUGUUGUAUCAUCGGAUUCUGGUUAUUUAACAACGGAAGGCAGUGAAAAAACAAUGGGUGAUGAUGAUUCAUACUUGAACAUGCAAGCAGAUCAGAUAGCAAGAAACGAACCGACAUUAGCGUUAAGUUUAGCUGAUGAGUUUUCAAAGGAACUGGCAAGACAAAAGGCCGAUUAUGAACGAAAAAAAUGUCAGGCACAGCAGUUAAAACAACAUUUGCUUCAACAAUUAGGAGAAACAGAAGUACAGAGAGAAAAGGCCCGAAAGGUUGCUCGACGAGCUCAUGAAGAAAAAUUGGCUCUAAUGGAAAAGCAGCGUGAAGAUGCGAGAAGAAAAAUGGAAAGCCGAAAUGUUCAGUUGAUUAAUUUAUCAUCAAAAGAGGAUCCAUAUGAGAAACAAAGAUAUUGGCCCGCCACGACAAGACAAAAUUGUUCAACGGCGAAUCUUGGAAGACAAAUGUCUAGUAUCUGUACUACAACAGGAACGCAGUCUCCAACAUCAUCAUCGAUGCCAACAACAUAUCUACGAUCAAUAUCAAUCGACAAUGCAACUGUUGGAGAACUUCUAAUGAGAUCAGAUCGUGCUGUUAGUAUUGAAUCGAAUUUAAUCCCUGAUGUAGACAAUGUAACAGUCAGUAUCAAUCACACGAAUAUAACUGGAAAUGGAAGUAAUCCCAAAUUAUCAUCAUCACUGAAUGACACAAUUGAUAAACAGUUUAUCUCUUGUUCCGAUACAAUCGAUCUAUCAUCUCGGCUCGAAACACUCUCUCGGUCAUCUGGAUUAUCAUCAACGAAUCUCAACGGUAUAAAAAUUGAGCAAUCUGCCACUAGUCAACAAAAUAUGAAUGGUUACCGUCCAAAAUUACAAUUGCAACGUUCGGAUUUGCUUGAUAUCUCACCGCAACAAUUCGAUUCACAUUUCCAAGAAGCCAAAAUUGCUAAAUUGAGAUAUUUCGAAGAGCGUCAGGCAAUACCGAACAAUCAAACUUUUACCAGUGAAAUUCCCGGAUUCCAUAUGCAACCGAGAACACUCACGAACACAGCACUUCAGAACAAAAGAAACAAUAAUAACGGAAAUAAUUCUCAAACAUCGUCCCUUGAUUAUCCUGGUUCGAAUCCAGCAUUCACAAUACGUCGCCAUUUACUCCAAGCAAAAGAAGAAAACUUAGCAUUGGAACAAUUGCGAAAAAUGAUUGAAACUCGACUUAAAGUCGCUUUACCAGAAGAUGUUGGUCGUGCAUUAAGCGAUGGUGUUGUUCUUUGUCAUUUCGUCAAUCAGAUUCGACCGCGUGCAGUACAAAGUAUCCACAUACACGUGCCAUCUCAAGCAGUCCCAAAAUUAUCAUUAGCAAAAAGUCGACGUAAUGUUGAAAAUUUUAUUGAUGCAAGUCGUCGAAUUGGAGUUCCAGAUGUUGAACUUUGUACAGCCCAAGAUAUAAUUGAAAACAAAAAUACUAUUCGUCUGGCACGUGUUGUACAACUUCUUGCUUAUCCUGAUCAAGUUUUUGAUACUAUUGAAAGUACAGCAGAACAACAAACAAAUAUGCCGCCGAAGAAAAGUAAAGUUGUCGUGUCAAAAACAGCGAGUAAAAAAAAUUCAAAAAAAUCGAUCGCUGUCAACAGAGACAGUAGUGAUGAUGAACAAGAACAGCAAACGGUAUCGGUUGUGAAAAACGGUGGAAAAAUAAAAAAAUCUGUGACAGCUGUUCUUGAUAAAACUGAAGAUCAACAAAAUGACGAAGAUGAUGUUGAGGUAGUGCCAAAGAAAGGAACAAAGCGGGCAGCAUCAAAAAGUCCCAAAAAGCCUGUUAAAAAAACAGCAACAACAUCAACUCAGGGUUCACAAAAUACAGCUGCCGAUGGUGAUGAUGAAGAAGUUAGUGACACACAACAACUUAACGCAACUCCAAGAACAAUGAUACUAAAAACAUCUGAUCGACUAUCGGCGAAAAAUGAAAAACCAACUCUCAAGUUUGUUUCAUGGAAUGUUAAUGGUAUACGAGCGUGGCUAAAAAACAACGGUCUGGCUUACAUUCAACAAGAAGCGCCUGAUAUCAUGUGUUUUCAAGAAAUGAAAUGUGACAAAUUACAAGUGCCCAAUGAUUGUACACCGCCUGGAUAUAAAUCAUAUUGGUCAUCUGGAGAUACGGCUGGAUAUAGUGGUGUGGGUUUAUUAACAAAGAAAGAUGUAAUUAAAGUGACGUUUGGUAUUGAUAUUGAAGAACAUGAUAAAGAAGGACGAGUAAUUACUGCUGAAUAUGACAAAUUUUAUUUUGUUGCAUCGUACAUACCUAACAGUGGUCGAAAAUUGGUUCGUUUACCAUAUCGUCAGGAGUGGGAUGCAGCAUUUCACUUGUAUUUGAAAAAAUUGGACAAAAUAAAACCAGUUAUAUGGUGUGGAGAUUUAAAUGUUGCACAUCAAUCAAUUGAUUUGUGUAAUCCUAAAACAAAUACAAAAACAUCUGGUUUUACAAAAGAGGAGCGAGAGAAUUUUUCAAAAAUUUUGAAUGAUGGUUUUAUUGAUUCAUAUCGGUAUAUUUAUCCCGAUACAGUAGCCGCUUAUACCUUCUGGUCUUAUUUUCGUCAAGCACGUGAAAAAAAUAUUGGUUGGCGUCUUGACUAUUUUGUAAUUAGCGAUCGUCUUAAAGAACAUGUGUGUGAUGUUCUAAUACAAAAUGAAGUAUAUGGUAGUGAUCAUUGUCCAAUUGUUUUACUUUUGGCAAUAUAA